AUGCGAACAACGGAUGGAAAUUCUUCCUCAUCACAAAGCGUGGAGUUCCACAUACAGAACGAGGAUUUUCCGGCAUUGCCAGGUGCCAUUCCGGUUGACAAUGGACAAACGCAAACUCAGGCAAGUGUUCCUACGAUUACGGAUGGACUGACCACCGAAGCGAGGUACUCCGACAGAUCGAGCAUUGAUCCAAAAACAGGAAUCCAGACAUUCCCGGAUGGCACAGUGCGAAAUAUUCCACCAGGAAUGCUGAAUGAUCAGUUUGGAAUGGCUGGUUUGUUGACGUUUCUGCGAGCUAUUGAAUCAGACCCAGCAAUCGUUGCACUGGCACUGGGCCAUGAUCUUACAACGCUUGGACUGAAUCUCAAUUGCACCGAGUAA
This is a messenger RNA of Gongylonema pulchrum, 381 nucleotides long. The record is from the annotation of a GenBank genome assembly. Lineage: Eukaryota; Metazoa; Nematoda; Chromadorea; Rhabditida; Gongylonematidae.